This is a messenger RNA of Microthlaspi erraticum, 1929 nucleotides long. NCBI's taxonomy places the organism in Eukaryota, Viridiplantae, Streptophyta, Magnoliopsida, Brassicales, Brassicaceae. The record is from the annotation of a GenBank genome assembly.
AUGAUGAAUUGUUUUCCGUGUUUCACUUCACAAAAGAGCAAAAACUCUCCUAGAAAUAACGAGUCUAACGAUAACGAUGAACACGGAUUCAGACCACCACCUGUGGCAGCGACGAAACAUGUAGAAGAAAGAGAAACAGAGCAAGCGCCAGUGAAAACAUUCAACUUCCGAGAACUAGCGACGGCGACCAAGAAUUUCCGGCAAGAAACGCUUCUAGGAGAAGGUGGAUUCGGUAGGGUUUACAAAGGAACCCUUCAAUCUACUGGCCAGUUGGUAGCUGUAAAGCAGCUAGACAAGCAUGGAAUGCAUGGUAACAAAGAGUUUCAAGCUGAAGUCUUAUCAAUAGCUAAACUGGAACACCCGAAUCUUGUCAAGCUUGUUGGAUACUGCGCCGAUGGAGAUCAACGGCUCUUGGUCUUUGAAUAUGUCUCCGGAGGUUCCCUUCAAGACCAUCUUUACGAGCAAAAGGCAAGCCAGAAGCCGAUGGAUUGGAUAACAAGGAUGAAGAUUGCGUUUGGUGCAGCGCAAGGAUUGGACUACUUGCACGACAAAGUGAAUCCACCGGUGAUAUACAGAGAUUUGAAAGCUUCGAAUAUUUUGUUAGACGAUGAGUUUUACCCUAAGCUUUGUGAUUUCGGUUUGCAUAACCUAGAGCCAGGGACUGGUGAUAGCUUGUUUCUCUCUUCCCGGGUUAUGGACACUUACGGUUACUCUGCGCCUGAGUACACUCGUGGGGACGAACUCACCGUCAAAUCAGAUGUUUAUAGCUUUGGAGUUGUGAUGCUUGAACUCAUCACCGGGAGAAGAGCUGUUGACACCACUAAACCUACUGAAGAACAAAACCUAGUUGCUUGGGCACAACCGAUAUUUAGAGACCCGAAAAGGUAUCCGGAUAUGGCGGAUCCUCUGUUGAAGAAGAAUUUCUCGGAGAGAGGGUUGAAUCAAGCAGUGGCGAUAACAUCAAUGUGUUUACAAGAGGAACCAACGGCUCGUCCUUUGAUAAGUGAUGUGAUGGUUGCGCUUAGCUUCCUUUCCAUGUCUACAGAAGAUGGUAUUCCAACAGCUGUUCCGAUUUUGUCCUUUAGGGACAAGAGUAUGUCGAUUGCUUUGAGAAGACACGGUUCUUGCUCUGUAACUCCUUUCUCUCUUUUGAAAGAGGAUGAGGACAAAGCCAGUGUUUCAUCAGACUCAGACUCAGAACAUGAAGAAGAAGAAGAAGCGGUAAAAGAAAAAGAAGAAGAAAUAAGAAAAAGUAUGAAGAAGCAAGAGUCAAAGGUAAGUAUGAAGAAGCAAGAGUCAAGGUUAAGUAUGAAGAAGCAAGAGUCAAGGGUAAGUAUGAAGAAGCAAGAGGAGGCAAAAACCGCAACAUAUAAAGAUGAUGAGUCGUCUGAUUCAGACUCCGAAAAGGGUAAAAAGGAGGAACAUUCUCAGGUAGAGAAACCAAGAAGCUCUAGUAGCAGCAGCAGCUCCUCUGACUCUGGAAGCGAGAAGAGAAGGUCCAUUGAUGAAACGAACGCAACUGCACAGAGCUUGAAGAUAAAGUAUAGUUAUAGCUCUGAGGAAGAAGAUAACAAUGAGAGGCUAAGCAGUAAAAACAGUUGUGAUGAGGAGGAAGAAGAAGAAGAAAGCUUUUCUUUGCGGUUUGACAUCGAGAGAGAUCCUGUUGGUUCGCCGGGGAACACAAGCAGGCGAAUCAACAGUCUUGCUCAUGAUGAUGAUCAUGAUCAUACUGAUGAUGAGGAAGAGGAGGAGAAGAAUCAUGAAACUCAGCUUGAGCACAUUCAUAGCUCAAAAUCUGUAGUCCAAAGUGUUUAUUCCGAUGAUGACGCCAGCGAGGGAAGUGGUUCCUCAUCUUUCCAUCAGAUCGAAGCAGAAGAAGAAGAAGAAGAAGAAGAAGAAGAAGAACACAUUUCUUCUGAUCAUGAUUGA